Labeo rohita (rohu) is the source of this 1563-nucleotide messenger RNA. It is a transcript of the gene ghitm, whose product is annotated as growth hormone inducible transmembrane protein. The record is from RefSeq and is a predicted model, not a curated record. Gene Ontology annotation, cellular component: mitochondrial inner membrane. Bases 154 to 1203 code for a protein of 349 amino acids. The transcript is spliced from 9 exons. NCBI's taxonomy places the organism in Eukaryota, Metazoa, Chordata, Actinopteri, Cypriniformes, Cyprinidae.
AACUUCAAGACCCAUGGUGCAUUGCGAGUCUGUCGCCGGCGUGUGACGUCACACCCAGGAACGUUCAGGAAACUGUUUACUGUAUGUUGCGUCAUUGCUGAAGACGCAUCUCAAAGGUGAAACUGCAUAACAAACCAACUGUAUUGGUCAGUGAUGUUGGUCUCACGUCUGUCAUGCCUGAGGACCGUCCCUGUGCUGGGGCUCCGGUCGGCCCUGAGUCAGGCUCCCGGGGGCCUGCGGAGUCCAGCCCUGCUGAAGUCCAGUCCACCCCUGAUCAGACCACAGCAGGGUUAUUCCACCAAGACCAGACUGGGAUUCCGCCGGAGCAAGACUUCAAAAGAGCAAUUUCAGGAAGCGGCGUUUCAACCCGCUACAGACACGGCAAUUAGAAUUGACAGCAUGGGCCGAAUCAUCUUGGCCGGAGGUGCCGCCGUUGGAUUGGGAGCUUUAUGUUAUUAUGGCUUAGGGAUGUCCAAUGAGAUGGGAGCCAUCGAGAAAGCAGUGAUCUGGCCGCAGUACGUGAAGGACAGGAUUCACUCCACGUACAUGUAUUUCGCGGGCAGCGUGGGUCUGACGGCGCUCUCGGCCGUAGCCGUCAGCAGGACGCCGGCGCUCAUGGGACUCAUGAUGAGGGGCUCCUGGCUGGCUAUCGGCGCCACGUUCGCUGCUAUGAUCGGCGCAGGGAUGCUGGUGAGGUCGAUCUCGUACGAACACAGUCCGAUGCCGAAGCACCUGGCCUGGGCUCUACACGCAGGUGUAAUGGGAGCCGUUAUUGCUCCGUUAACUCUGCUGGGUGGCCCGCUGAUGGUUCGAGCGGCCUGGUACACAGCGGGCGUCGUGGGCGGUUUGUCGACGGUGGCCAUGUGCGCGCCGAGUGAGAAGUUCCUCAGCAUGGGCGGGCCGCUCGCCGUGGGCUUCGGGGUGGUGUUCGCCUCUUCUCUGGGCUCCAUGUUUCUGCCCCCCACCUCGGCAUUCGGGGCCGGCCUGUACUCGGUGGCGGUUUAUGGAGGUCUGGUCCUGUUCAGCAUGUUUCUGCUGUAUGACACACAGAAAGUCAUCAAGCGUGCCGAGACGCACCCCCUUUACGGCGUUCAGAAAUAUGACCCCAUUAAUGCAUGUAUGGGCAUUUACAUGGACACUCUCAACAUCUUCAUGCGGCUGGUGAUGAUUCUAGCCAACGGCGGCGGAAACCGGAGGAAGUAGCCGUAAGAAGACGUGACACUGGACUGGAGAAGAAAAUUUAGCUAAAUAAAAUUUGACUCAUUUAUUUAGCAUUUAUUUGUUUAAAAGCAGAAAAAGGAACUUUGGAUUGCUUUAAGUUGAACUGCAUCUCAAACAUAUCAAACACUCUGGUAAUGUGUCUUAUUACAUGAGGGUGAAGGGCAGAUCGUCUUAUUCAGUUUCACAGCUGGUGUAAUUACAAUUACAAAUAUUUUUGUAUAUUUAUUUUAGAUCACAACAGACUUAUUGCACAGAAAACGCUUGUGUUACUGUGAUUCUUGUGUUCUUGCAGUUUGGCGCUCAUGGUUCAAUAAACUUUAGCUGUGUCUAAAUUAUACUAGA